This is a messenger RNA of Moneuplotes crassus, 914 nucleotides long. Lineage: Eukaryota; Ciliophora; Spirotrichea; Euplotida; Euplotidae. The record is from the annotation of a GenBank genome assembly.
UUUUAAACUAUUCUAAAUUCAUAAAAAUGGGCAAAGAAUAUAUACUAGUCCUGACUGUAGUCUGAAUAACCUACUAUAUGGAUCCCACAGAGGAUCUUUCCUACUUCAAACCUGCAAUAGGGGCUGCAGUUCUGUUCUCCUGCUUAGGAUUUUACUGGAACCAUAAAAUCAAGAGAGCUGCAAAAGUUAUUUUCAAACAAACAGAGAGCUUGGUAAAAUUGAUUAAGGAUAAAGAUAUUGAUGUAUUUAAGGAAAGAUGACUUUCAUUAACACCUGAGUUUAUUCAGAAAAUGAAAAUGUACUCUAAUUACACUCUCUUAAUCGCCUGUGCUUGUUUUCAAGGAUAUGAAGAAGCAAAAUUCCUUCUACAAGAGAUGAAAGUUGAUAUCAACGAGCAAGCUAAGAACGGUGAAACCGCUCUUAUUAGAGCGGUUCAUUUCAACGAUUAUGAGAUGGUGGAGCUACUCUUGAAAGCAGGUGCUAAUACAGAGUUACGCACAAAACAAUCAAUCAGUGCAUUCAUAACCGCUAUAACAAGAGAGAAGCCUCUUCUGGUAGAUUUACUUUUGAAAUAUGGAACUGAAAUUGACAUGAAAAUACAAAAAUCUACUAUCCAAACAGUCUUGGACAACUGCUCAGAAAAGAUCAAAUCCAUAAUAGAAUUCCACAAAGGCAAGCCUCCCCUAACCUCUCUAGCCUGGAGACGCAAGAAGAACAUCCUAGUCAUCCUUAACAAAACAGAGACCGACAAAGCUAAAAAUCUCCAAGGCGACCUAUUGAAGGUCCUUAACAGGAAGAAUGACCUGUUCAAGUCCAUUGUGAGGGAUUAUAUGUAGAAUUUUGGACUGGGAGAGAGCAAAUUUGAGGAAUUUUAGGGAGUUUUGAAGGGAAAAAUAUGUAAGAAUGGUGCAAUG